Molecule: messenger RNA, 3102 nt
Organism: Rhinocladiella mackenziei CBS 650.93
Lineage: Eukaryota; Fungi; Ascomycota; Eurotiomycetes; Chaetothyriales; Herpotrichiellaceae
Exons: 1
Coding region: 1-3102 (1033 amino acids)
Source: RefSeq, a predicted model, not a curated record
AUGGUGCUAUUCAAGAGAAAACCUAUUCGGUACCUACCACAUCCCCGCAUAGACGACCAAGAAUGCGAUGUAUGGGUCAUAUCCGAGUCCAAUGAAGUCUUCACGUCUUAUGAUGCAUAUCUGGAGCGCAUGGACUUUUUCAAGUCCAAACGGUUCACCUGCGAAGUAUCAGGACAUUCCGGUCUGACAUUCUUCGACGCCCUGCGAAGUGAACAAGCCGGAUCGCGAGAAAUCGAUGAAGCCUUCCCUCAGGCCUUGCGCGAGCCUGUUUUGCGACGAGUCCAAUUUUCCACCACCUCCCGCAUAGACAACCUUGUGGAGGAAGUCUACAGUGAAUUCAAGAAUGACUUCUACCCCGGUGAAUUGGUAACCGUCAUCUUGGACGACUCGUCAAGGUUGGCCGGCCGAGUAAGAGACAAGGCAAAGUUUGAGGAAAUCAGAGCCCCAGAUGGAACUUUGGUCCGAGAUGGUUUCUCACGUUACUUUGUCCGCCUCGUGGAUAGUCCCGAUGAAGAGGCUCUUGUCGACGACGAUCACAUCGUCCGGGACCGGAGAGUCUUCACAAAACAAAUGGUCCGUUCAUUUAUCAAAAACUCCGUGACCCGAGAGGGCUGGAAUGGUGCUCCUUGGCUGGUCAAACCAGAAAUUGCUGAACGAUUCCGGAUCGACACAAAUGUUCCUCCACACCUCCAAUACAGCCACAAAGCUGCAGCGAAGAAGGCGGAGAAGAAGAAGAACAACAACAGCAACAACAAUAACGGCAAUAACGACGAUGCUGAGCACCAAGACGGAAUGUUUGGGAUCUGGCAGCCACAAAGACUACCCGAGUUGAAGCCAGCCCCCAAGGGACGGAAAAAUCAGCAGCAGAUCCCCCAGGAACAGAUGAACGCUGCCGCACGAGGAUACUACGAAGACUACCGGGCCGGCGUCAUACCUGAGCCUGGAUUGUUACCUCGAUCAUGGGGUCAUAUGCAACCACCACCUCCGCCAGAGUUUGAGCCCUACUACCUGCCUUAUCCGCCUCAAUACAUGCCACCCAACGGCCACUACUAUCCUCCACCUCCCCAACAGCUGGUUCCCAAGCAGAUAGAACAACCUCCACCGCCACCACCCCCGAUCAAAUAUCCAAUUGAUGACCUCGAUGUCGAACCUGUUCGAGAUGGAACUCAUAGACCCAACUUGAAAUUCGUCACUAAGGAGCAAUGCAUCGACGAAAAGUCGAUGAACAGCGUCAUCCCCGGUCUCAAAGAGGAAACCGUCGGUCUUCUCCUUGAAACCUGGAAUACGCUCAACGUGUAUUGUCAAGUUCUCAAACUGGACUCCUUCACGUUUGAUGAUUUGGUAGAAGCCAUGCUGUUCUCCUCGGUGGAAGUGGAUUGUGAGCUAUUCGUUGAGGUGCAUUGUGCGAUUCUCAAGCAGCUGGUCAACGCGGAAAAUGAGGAUGACGGAGCGAUUCAAAUCUCACUCCCCGAUCUACCCGAUCCAGACGAGGAUGAAGGGGAAUCGGAGGAAGAGGAAGAAGCCAAGCUUCCCACACCGACUCCGGAGCCCGAAUACCCAGCCAAGCGCACGCGAAGCAGCCUCAAUAAGGUUCAGUUCGUGGAUGACAAGCCUGACACUCCCGAGAGAGAGGAGGUCGUCCUUCACCGGGCUGCCGAAAUGUUCGACGAUUAUGGUUGGAUUGAAAGACUUCGGAAACGAGAUUUCCGACACGGUGGGUGGGAGCUUGUCAUGGUUGGCUUGCUUCAUCAACUGGCUGGAAGACCGCGAAUUAGCAAUGUGUGCAAUAAAAUCCUGGCCCAUCUUGCUCCUCUAGACGCCGAUCCGACUAUGGACACGGCCCGCAUCCAAUACUCCACCAUGGAUAUCAACUUGCGUGCAGAGGCAUUACAGAUCAUUUGCUUACUCUUCCUUGAAACCAAAACCGUCAAGAUCUUCUUGGAAGAAAUGAGCAACACAAUGACCCAUUACCGAAAAAUCAAGAUUGAGCAUCAACGAGCCCGGAAGGAUGCUUUGGCGAAACUGAAGGAGCUCCAGGUCCAGCGAAGAUUGCUAGCGCCCGAGCCGGAAAAAUCCCCUUCACCGAUGCCUGAGUUGGAGGAAGCCGUCGAAGCUGAGAAGGGCGAAGAUGGUGAAGUCUCUAUCCCGGACUCCGAGGAUGAAGAGCCAAUGGUCACGCGUUCCCUCCGGCGCGGGAGUGACCGUGCUGCCGAACGGAAGAGAAAGCGCGAAGAGGAACAAGAGCGGAAGGAAAAGGCAGCGGAAGCAAAGCAGAACAAAGGAAGUAAGGAAUACCAGAAAGUUCUGAAGCAGAUCGAAAAGGAGCGGGACCGAAUUGAGACGGCAGAAGAGCAGAUCCUCAUUGUCGAUGGGGACUUACGUGAAGCCGAUUGUCCUCGAACACGGGUUUUGGGGAAAGACCGUUUUUGCAACAGAUAUUGGUGGUUCGAACGAAAUGCCAUGCCACAUGGAGGACUACCGGACAGUUCGACCGCAGAAGCAGAGUAUGCCAAUGGUCGACUUUGGGUUCAAGGGCCCGAUGAUAUGGAACGCCAAGGGUUCAUUGAAAUGUGCGAGGCAGACCAAAACGCCUACUACCGGCGGUUCCAAAUGACUCCAGCGGAGCGCAAGAAGAUGGAAGAGGGUCCCACCAAUCUCAAUUCGGCCAAACAAUGGGGUUUCUACGAUACCGCCGAAGAGCUGGACAUGUUAAUUGGCUGGCUGGAUUCCCGAGGCGUUCGCGAGCUGAAACUGAAGAAAGAGCUCAAUAUGCAAAGAGACCUGAUCAUCAAGCAUAUGGAAAAGAGGGCGGCAUAUCUUGCUCCCCGCGAGAAAUCCGAAGAGCCGCCGACCCGAAUGUCCACGAGAACCAAAACUUACGUCAGUGACAAGACGCAUCGAUGUCUACGAUGGAAGAACACAACGGCGGUUGCAGAAUUAGGACAUCGCCACAUUGAUCCACCUCCCAAACCACGAGGACGAGGAAGAAAGAAUGCUGGUUAUGAGGAGCCUCCACUGAUCAGAAAUGUACCAGCACCUCCACCUAUUCUGAAUCGUCAAGGGAAACCUGUCACGAGACAAGGUACGAGAUACAAUUUCUAA